AUGGCAGAACCAGUGCUUGAUUCAGUCCAUGUAAACGGGGAACAUGUCACAAAAAUGGUGUCUGAUUCACUACCUGCUAAUGGUGGUCACGGCAAAUACAGCUACUCUAAAAAUUCUUACUAUCAGAGAUCAUUAGCAAAUACUGAAAAGAACAAAAUUGAUGAGGAAAUUUCUCAGAAGCUUGAUAUAUCAAAAUUUUGUUCUACUUCCAACAUAAUUCGUAUUGCAGAUUUGGGAUGUGCAGCUGGACCUAAUACAUUUGUUUCUGUGCAAAAUCUAAUUGAAGCUAUAGUUGAGAAGUACCACUUCCUAUGCCCUACUUCUCCAUUGCCUGAAUUCCAAGUGUUUUUUAAUGACCAAGACACGAAUGACUUCAACAGUCUCUUCAUUACUCUCCCACCAGAUAGGAAAUACUUCGCUGCCGGAGUGGCAGGUUCCUUUCAUUACCGAUUGUUCCCCGAGUCCUCUCUCCAUGUUGUGCAUACCUGUUAUUCACUCCAUUGGCUCUCUAUGCUGCCUAAAGAGUUGAAUGACAAGAACUCUCCCGCAUGGAACAAGGGGAGAAUUCACUACACUAGUGCCCCUGAAGAAGUAUAUAAGGCAUAUUCAACUCAAUUUGCUAAGGACUUUGAGAAUUUUUUGAAUGCUAGAGCAAAAGAGCUUGUGCCCGGAGGGAUUAUGGUAAUAUUAAUGUCUGGUAUUUCUGAAGGGUUUCCUUAUUCUGAGAUCCCAACUGGUAUGAUGUACGAUUUGCUUGCAUCUAGCCUCAUGGAUAUGGCAAGAGAGGGUCUUAUUACUGAAGAUCGCGUGGAUUCUUUCAACUUGCCUUUUUAUGCUGCCUCCCCGGAUGAGAUGGCAGAGCUGGUAGAGCAAAACGGGUAUUUUAGCAUAGAGAGGAUGGAGUUAACGAACCCAGUUCCAUCAUUGGAAGGUCCGAUUGAUAUCCGAGCAUGGAUUAUGCAUUUAAGGGCUGCGACGGAAGGAGUUUUCAUCAAACACUUCGGAAGGGAGGCUAUUGAUGAAAUAUUCGAACGAUUGAUCAAAAAACUUUCAAACUAUUCUGAGCUAUUGAAUUCGAGAACCAACGUCAAAGUUCAAUUAUUCGCUGUGUUGAAGCGUAAAUGA
Messenger RNA from Quercus lobata, 1125 nucleotides. RefSeq names its product loganic acid O-methyltransferase-like. The record is from RefSeq and is a predicted model, not a curated record. NCBI's taxonomy places the organism in Eukaryota, Viridiplantae, Streptophyta, Magnoliopsida, Fagales, Fagaceae. Gene Ontology annotation, molecular function: methyltransferase activity. Bases 1 to 1125 code for a protein of 374 amino acids. The transcript has 3 exons.